Bombina bombina (fire-bellied toad) is the source of this 4197-nucleotide messenger RNA. RefSeq names its product poly(ADP-ribose) polymerase family member 8 (gene PARP8). Gene Ontology annotation, molecular function: kinase binding; protein serine/threonine kinase activator activity; NAD+ poly-ADP-ribosyltransferase activity. The record is from RefSeq and is a predicted model, not a curated record. Gene Ontology annotation, cellular component: nuclear envelope; endoplasmic reticulum tubular network; membrane. The coding region runs from base 311 to 2863 and encodes 850 amino acids. The transcript has 26 exons. NCBI's taxonomy places the organism in Eukaryota, Metazoa, Chordata, Amphibia, Anura, Bombinatoridae. Gene Ontology annotation, biological process: endoplasmic reticulum unfolded protein response.
CCUCUCUCCCCUGUCUGCUCUUCUCUCUCUCGCCCUCUUACUGUGAGCUGGUGAUUAUUGUUAUUAUUCACUCUCUCUCUAUUGCACUGCUACUGACAAGCCUUUGCCUGCGGGGGAGGUUUUCAUCAACUCAGUCUAUUGUCAGGAGAGGAAAUUGCAAUAAAACGACAGCAGCAGCAGAAGCAGAAGCUCAUCUUCAACCGACAGCAACCUCUUGGUGCUUUAUACUAGGAAGGAAACAGAGAGAAAAUUAUAUUUAAUUAAAUAUUGAACUGGGGGAAAUAAGGCUGCUUUCCCAGGGAUUUAUUUCAUGGGGAUGUGUUCAAGGCAAGAGAGGAUUCAGAAGGAUAUCGACAUUGUAAUUCAAAAGUGCAAGGCGGAGAAGGACUGCCUGUUUUCAGAUUUCCGAUACUCGGACUCCACGUUUACCUUUACCUUCCUUGGUGGCUCAAAAAGUGUUGCCUAUUCUGUUCAUGUUUCUGAGGAUUAUCCAGAUAACACUUACGUUUCAAGCUCAGAAAAUGAUGAAGAUGUGUUAGUGACAACAGAGCCAAUUCCAGUAAUUUUUCACAGAAUUACAGAGCUGAGAAAAUCCAGUGAUGUCACCAACUGCCUAUCUAUAAAAUCAAAACUACAGAAAGAAAAUGGAGAGGAAUCCAGACACAGCAGUGCAGUUGAAGAAGAUUCUGAAGGAGAUGACUCUGAAGAAUUUUACUAUGGAGGGCAGGUUAGUUAUGAUGGAGAACUUCAUAAACACCCACAACUGGAAUCUGAUCUUGCUGCAGUGAGAGAGAUCUAUGGGCCCAAUGCUGUAUCUCUCAGGGAAUAUGGAGCAAUUGACGAUGUAGAUAUUGAUCUGCAUAUUGAUGUUAGCUUCCUUGAUGAAGAAAUUGCUGUUGCUUGGGAUGUGAUCCGAACGGAGCCUAUUGUUGUGCGUCUGCAUUGUUCCCUAACCCAGUACUUAAAUGGCCCAGUGCCUACAGUGGAUGUUUUUCAAAUUUCUACUAAGGAAAAAUUUGGUUUGGGACAUCAGUUGAAAAAAAUCAUGCAGACAUUUGUGACACAGCAAUGGAAACAAAGCAAAGAAAGAUUAAAUUGUUCGCACAAGAAAGUAUCUGAUAAGAAGGUUAAGUCCCCUCUGCACAUUUUUUCUACUUUGCGCAGGUCGCCAAGUUAUCCCCCACCUGGAUGUGGAAAAACUAAAGUAAAACUAAAGUCGGAGCAAGAUGGAAUUUCUAAAACUCACAAACUGCUAAGAAGGACUUGCUCUAGCACAGUGAAGGUGGAAGAUAUGUGUAACGCAAAGUCUCACAGAAACUUUGGCCGUUCAUUGUCUAGCGACCCUAGGGCUGAACAAGCAAUGGGUUUAAAACCCCACAAACUCUUGAACCGCCAAUGCUCUACAGCCAUUAAGCAGGAGGAAUGCAUUUCAUUAAAGCAACACAAACUGUUAAGUCGUUCCUGUUCUGGAGAGCCCAGAUGUGAGCACAAUAGCACCUUGAAGCCCCAUAAACUUUUAAGCAGGUCUUGUUCUAGUAAUCUUCGUAUGGAAGAGUUAGACGGACUCAAGAAUCACAAAUUACUCAGCAAGUCUUAUUCCAAUGCCCCUAAAUCUUCAAAAAUGGACCUUUUGAAAGAACCAAUUGCAGAGGGCAGGAGGCUCUCUCUUACCUCAGGGCUGAUUGGCAUCUUAACGCCAGCUACAUCGUCACAACCUGCUCCAAACAAUGGUGCAAAAAAUGUUCCCUUGAGAGGUCAUGGAUUUCUUGUCCAGACCAUAGAAUUUGCGGAACAAAGAAUACCUGUGCUAAAUGAAUAUUGUGUGGUUUGUGAUGAACCCCAUGUCUUUCAAAAUGGACCAAUGCUGAGGCCCACUGUGUGUGAAAGGGAGCUGUGUGUAUUCGCUUUUCAGACACUUGGUGUAAUGAAUGAAGCUGCUGAUGAAAUUGCAACUGGCGCUCAGGUGGUAGAUCUUCUAGUUUCAAUGUGCCGGUCUGCAUUGGAGUCUCCAAGGAAAGUUGUUAUUUUUGAGCCAUAUCCUUCAGUGGUUGAUCCCAAUGACCCCCAAACCCUGGCCUUUAAUCCAAGAAAAAAGAAUUAUGAUAGAGUCAUGAAAGCACUAGAUAGUAUCACUUCCAUCAGAGAAAUGACUCAAGCACCUUAUCUGGAAAUUAAGAAGCAGAUGGAUAAGCAAGAUCCCUUAGCCCAUCCGUUGCUGCAAUGGGUUAUCUCGAGUAAUAGGUCUCAUAUAGUAAAACUGCCAGUUAACAGACAACUUAAAUUUAUGCACACCGCUCACCAGUUUUUACUCCUCAGCAGUCCACCAGCCAAAGAAUCAAAUUUUCGAGCUGCUAAAAAACUCUUUGGGAGCACAUUUGCAUUUCAUGGUUCGCACAUUGAAAACUGGCACUCCAUACUGAGAAAUGGUUUGGUUGUAGCUUCCAAUACAAGACUACAGCUUCAUGGUGCCAUGUAUGGAAGUGGAAUUUAUCUUAGUCCUUUAUCAAGCAUAUCAUUUGGUUACUCAGGGAUGAAUAAGAAGCAACAGAAAGUGUCAGCCAAGGAUGAUCCCCCAUCAAGCAACAAAAGCAGUAGCGCAGUACAGUCGCAGAAAAAAGGACAGCAAUCCCAGUUUUUGCAAAGCCGUAACUUGAAAUGUAUAGCCUUAUGUGAAGUGAUCACCUCAUCGGAAUUGCACAAGCAUGGGGAGAUCUGGGUUGUUCCGAAUACUGAUCAUGUCUGUACACGGUUCUUUUUUGUAUAUGAAGAUGGGCAGGUGGGUGAUACAAGUAUUAAUACACAGGAGCCAAGCAUCCACAAAGAAAUACUCAGAGUCAUUGGCAACCAAACAGCUACUGGCUAAUAAUAGCUUACAGGGGUGUGGGGGGGCUUUAUCAGUCUCAAAGCUGGACUUUGUGCUGAGGAAAAUUAGGAAUAUAUUUAUUAUUUAAAGGAUGCUUACACUUAAAUCAGUCUUUUUAAUUCAUCACGCAAUGUCAAAGCUGAGGAAGACACAUAAGCUGGUGCAACAAGAUUAGUUUUAAAGGAUCUUCAAACUUUUAAGGUGUCUCAAAUACUAACAGAAACGCUUAACAAAAACAGCACGUAAGAAUUUUCUGAAAAUAAUUUCUUAGUACAUCAUUUGAAUAUCACUUGACUAUUUUCUACUAAAAUAACUGGUUCACCCUGCAAUAAAUCGACUUAACAAAUGGUUUAUGGACUUAUAUGUUAAGGUUAACCGGAGUAUGAAAAUAUAAUCGUAUUGUGUGCUGUGCUUAUCUGGAAGUUUUAUCCAAAUGUUCAGCAUUGGUUUUGCAUAUAGAAGUUGCUAAACUUAUACUCUGUUUUUGUUAACACAGAGGAAUCAUAAGGGGAAAAAUGUAAUAAAUCCGAACAAAAAAUAUUAAAUGAUAAUCACGGAUGGGUUGUAUCAUGAAAGUCACACAUUUACUUAUGAGUAUGUUUAGAGUAUGUGUUAAAUUAAAACAUUGCAGAAAGGUAAAAUUUGGCAGUUUUCUAUGUUCCCUUUCUAUUCUUAAGUUGAAGUCUAACAUUUUAUUGUACCCUUUAUUUAAUGUAUCGGUCAUCAUUGAGUGGUAAUAUCAUAUUAAUCUUGCAUAAGAUAUAUGUCGGGUCAUUUUCUUUUUACUUAACUCAAAAAAAGAGAUAAAUGCUACUUAAAGUGACAUUAAACUCAAAAUAUUUCUAUUAUAUGAAAGAGCACUAUUUAAACAUGUUAAUAUUUUUUUGUAUGUUUAUUUUGAUUUUAAAGCUAAAGGGAGUUCAUGUCAGUCCUUAAAGGCCAAUUAGACACCUAUUGCUUUUGUGUAAAACAAUGUUACUUUGUCCAACGCUCCCUAGAGAGGCCAAAAAGUAAAAUCAGUAACCUAGAUAUUUUCAAAAUGCUGCAAACUGCCUAAACCAGCUAUUUGAUUUGCUGUAUUUGUGGUUUCCCAAGUUUGUUCGUUUUAGAGGGAUUGUGGAACAAACACAAUUUUUACUCAAAAUCAUGAGGUGUUUAUUAAUAUUUUUUAAUGACUGAAUGAUCAUUAGCUAAUAAGGACAACUCCAGGUUGUUGUUUUUUUUUUUUUUUUCUCAGUACAGAAACAUCCUGUUUACAAGGAAAAAAAAAACUGUAAUGCAUUUUAAAAUUCUUUCUUUUAGAUGCAACAAAUAAUAAAAAAUAAAAAAUAAAA